Molecule: messenger RNA, 768 nt
Organism: Suillus bovinus
Lineage: Eukaryota; Fungi; Basidiomycota; Agaricomycetes; Boletales; Suillaceae
Exons: 3
Coding region: 1-768 (255 amino acids)
Source: RefSeq, a predicted model, not a curated record
AUGAUUCCCACAUCAUGCAGGACAACGGACCACAAUUGUGAGGGUGCACAUAGCUUGCCGAGUGCCGAAGAACUGCAGAAAAACAUUCAAGAAACCAAGAACAACCCACCGGGGAGCGGCACGAAGCCACAGAAAGAUAUUAAAACACCUCCGAAACAGUCUGCUCCAGCAAAAGUGUUGAAACGAAAGAGCACAGCGAAAUCAAAGGCUGAAGGUAAUCAAGCUAUAGCAAAGCUCGAAGAUCAAGGGAACUGGUCAGAUGAAGACACAAAGUUGUUACUAGAGACUCUCCUUGGAAGCGACAGCCAGCUCUAUGAAAAGUUAAUGGUGAAUGCAAAGUAUGUUUAUAAGAAGGUAGCAUCAACAGUAUUCAAUGGCCGUCGCAGUCCAGAAUCAGUGAGGGGUCGUUAUGAACGACUGCGGAAGGUUUUUUCGUAUAUUCUCAAUUUUGAGUCGAUGACUGGAAAUGGUGGGGGUGAUCCAGAUGUUGACGAGCUUGAUGACAAGAUUGAAAAUGCACGGACAGCGGGAAAAGAUGUUGGAACACUGUCUGGUGCCAUGUUAAAGAAGUGGUACGUGGAAGGAUGGUAUAGCUUAUUUAAUGAGCGACUCGGCGAACACCCAGGUCUUGUGCGAGAAGAAGAAUUCCGUUCUGGGACGAUUUCUGAUGCCAUCAUUGAAAUCGGAGAUAGCAACAAUGAGAGCAACAAAGGUGAUACUAGUGAUGAUGGAUUCAGCUCAGAUGAAAGCAGCAAGAAGACCACAUGA